Molecule: messenger RNA, 1405 nt
Organism: Xylaria bambusicola
Lineage: Eukaryota; Fungi; Ascomycota; Sordariomycetes; Xylariales; Xylariaceae
Product: PH domain-like protein
Exons: 1
Coding region: 356-1303 (315 amino acids)
Biological process (GO): deadenylation-independent decapping of nuclear-transcribed mRNA; positive regulation of catalytic activity; deadenylation-dependent decapping of nuclear-transcribed mRNA
Cellular component (GO): P-body
Molecular function (GO): mRNA binding; enzyme activator activity
Source: RefSeq, a predicted model, not a curated record
GGCAUAUAGCUACGGCAGAUCAGGUACCGAUACAUACCUACGUAGACCUCUAUCGCGUCCGGCAGUGCAUCACGACCUCUCCUCUGGCUGGGUUUGAUGCUCGAAACCUCAUCGCAAGUUGACUGGGUAUUCCUCAUUCUCCGCUGGUAGCCCACCACGGGGCUCAAUACUUGCCAACACACCGACUUUUCUUUGCUCUUUUGUUGCUUCCGUUGAAAACCUGGAUGAUUGCCGUCAGCUUGAGCACAGAUCAUUGCUAUUUGAUUGUCUCCAGGCGGGGGAUCAGCGGCGUUGCUGGUAUGAGACACGCGACAAAUGUAACGUGUAACACAAAGCCAAAGUAUACGCAUUCAUCAUGUCGCGCCCGGCGCCUCGCAGAAUCCAAAACCAUCAGCCGUCGAUACAAAACCCGCCCUCCCAUUCUCAUUCUCAUUCCAAUUCCAACUCCCACCUGAACCCCAACGACCUCCCCGAACAUAACAAUCAUCUCUCACAUCCGCACGGCCACGGCCAUGGCCACAGGAGGACCAGAUCGCGCCAACUCCAAGACGAGGCACGCCGACAGCAACAGAACCAACGUCAACCACAUCACCAACACCACCACCAACAACAACAACAGACUCAUCCCCCGGUCUCCGAUUACGAAUCCGACACGCCCCAAUACAUGGCUCCCAACACCGCCGUGCAGCCCGCGGCGCUAGCCGGCCGAACCAACCCCGAACUCAACCUCGGCGUCUUGAGGCGCUACCUCCCCAGCAUCACAUCGGUUCUCUCCAUCGCCGCCAACGCCGUGGUCUAUACUUUCCAAUCAGGCUCGCAGUGGAAGCGGACCACCAUGGAGGGCACCAUGUUCAUCUGCUCGCAGCGCAAAGCCCCCGGCGAGGUAGGCGAGACCGGCUGUCUCUUUAUUCUCAAUCGGAAGGGCCUGCAGAACUUCGUCCUCGACCUCGACAACGUUGGCAACUUCGAGCUCGCCGGUGGCCUGCUCAUCUUCAAGCUAGACUAUGCCGCCCACGAGCUACACCUCGAAAGUGGAGAGGCCGUCACUCCCCAGGUUUUGGGGUUAUGGACUUACGCCGAAGAUGAAAGCGACCGGGAGACAAAUGCCACUCUCAUUACCGAUAUGUGGUCCCAAGCACUCAGCACGCGGGAUGCCCGAGCACAAGCCGCCGCCUCUGAUCCCGUGGCAUUCGUUGCGCUAGAGUCGGGCCCAGCUGCACAGGCCACUGGCCGCAGGCUCAGUGUGUCCGACCUGUUUUCGGGAUUUAAUGGAAAUUCCAUACCAGCACAAGGACCAUCAUGAUAAAACCCCAUGUAGUCUAACCGACGACCAAUUCAAAAUCGAUCCAACUUAUUACCGGUCUAUUAGGAUUCUAGAAAUAUCCCUGCUAGCGGUGGAAACCGG